AGAGAGAGAGGAGAGAGAGAGAGAGAGAGAGAGAGAGAGAGAGAGAGGGAGAGAGGGAGAGAGAGAGAGAGAGAGAGAGGUGGGCAACAUGCUAAGACUAAGAGCGCAGCGCCGAGGAGGAAGAAGCGCCGUGACAAUCUGCUAAGAAAACGAUCAAAGGAAAACAAGCGGCGCGAGGUUGGACAGUAAUAAUGACGUUUGUGAGAAGCAGACUUUCUCCAGAUUGAUGGAUGUCCUACAGGAGUCGCGAUUUGCAGGGCCAGAGCACUGCCCCAGUCCCCCGAACACAACCGACAAUGGCUCACAAGAUGAUGAGUCACAUGCUCUGAGGCACCAUGACGCGACUGAGCCUGCUCUUCUAGCUCCACCUGCUCUAGGUUCCUCGAGUCAGACAGCCGAGGUUCCUCUCAGCGUGACGGACCUGCACGAUGAAUCUGUCUCCAAUGCUGCUUCUGUCUCCUCUCUCUCCUCAUUUUCGUCUCUCUCCUCCCUCUCAUCCCUCUCUUCUGUCUCUGGCUCCAAGCCUGUGACUUCCUGGUCUGUGCCUCAGAGCUGCGAUAGGCCACCCCUUUCCAGCAUGGAUUCUGCCGGAGGAGACUGCCUGAGUUGUCUGAUUCCCAAGAACCAAACGUGUGAGUCCAUGCUUGGAUUAACCUCAGAGUUCCAGCCAUGCCCUGCCUCCAACAUCAGCAUGCAGUGCCUUGGCUCUGCCCAUAACACGGGACGCUAUGGUGAGCAAGUGCUGUCUGAUCAGUUGCUCAGCGGACCCACUCACGCAGCUGGAGUUAAUGAAAAUGCAGAGGAAGGGAAGUCAAUGCGAGAGAGCGAGUCAGAAGAUGACCCUGCUUCUAGGAGUAUAUAUGAGAGCCUGGGAGAGGAGGCACAGGAUUGGAGUUGUCUGGAGUCCCUGAUUAGUGAGAGCCGAAUGGAACUGUUGGACCUGUGUUCUCGCAGCGAGCUAGCAGUCAAUUUGUUCUGCGAGGAAGAUGUAGAAAGCUACAUGUUCCAGGAGGAGGAGGCGACCCUGGGUUCAGAUGUUUGUUCACUCAAAAUUCGCUAUGAGUCCUACCCAGAUGGAACGCAAGAACGGACUGAGCCUCCUCUGCAAGAUGAAUCCCAGCUAGGUUUCUUUCCUGCUCUACCAACAGAAGACUUAAAAGAUAAAAGAGAUCAGUCGAAUGAAGACAAGGCAGAUGCCCCAACGACCCCCAACAGCAACUUUCUUUUUGACCUCAGUAAUUCACCAGAGGACUCUGGUGAGUUCAGUGAUGACAGCUAUUGCACUGGCUCAUCUCCCGAUGCCUGGCAGGCCCAGCGACCCCAUGGGCAUCUGUCCAGGGAGAACUCCAGUUCCUCCAGCCAGCUUAGUUACCGCCUUCGCGCCAAGAGGAAGGUUCCUUACAGAGAAGAUUAUCUAUACGACGUGGACUCCAUAGAGAGCGAGAAAAAUGCUGAAAAGCGCGAGAAGCAGUCUGUUGGACCGAAGAAGGAGCGAGACGACGACUGGUGCCCUAAGAAGCGGCGCCGGUCCUGUCGGAAGGAGCCACCCGUCAUCAUUAAAUAUAUCAUUAUCAACCGCUUUAAAGGUGAGAAGCACAUGGAGGUAAGGUUGAGUAAAGUGGACCCCUCAGUCAUGAUGGUGCAGCUUAGUCCAGAUAGCCUACUACACUACGAAAGACUGGCACCUCUGAAGGAGUACUGGCAGAAAAAGGAAAAGGAACAGCAGGAGCAGAACAAAUUAGCAGGUUCAGACAAAACCAAACGCCUCAAUGGCUGCAAGCGGCCACCGAGCACUAACCACAAGCGCAAACAAAGGUGUACAAGUAGACUCAGGAUUCAACGGAUCCAUGCAGUGGAGAGUUCAACAUUCAGCCAAACUGCAGCUGCCUCUUCUAACAAUGAACAAGUGAAUGAAACAGUGAAAAGCACACAAGAGAGCACUGCACAUAAUGCCUUGGAAAAAGUGGAGACAGGCAACAUAGUUCACCCAGCCAGGGCUAAGAGCAGAACUGAAGAACGGGAGGAGAGGAGGAAGGAAGGUAAAAUAGGAAAGAUAAAAAAAUUUAAGAGUGAAGCCAGACUAGCCCGGUCUAAAAAGCUGAAAGAAGCACAGAAAGAGGAAAACUCCACUGCCUCUGAGCUUACAGAGUUAAGUUCUUGUUUACCUGAAAACCUUAGUAACUCUUUGGAAAGUAAUCUUAUCACAAACGAGACCUCGGUUGAAAAAUGCACUUUGAGCUCCACUGCCCCUGGGACUAAUGGGAAUGUGGGACUCCUGCCUGGUGGAUAUCUUCAGACUCUCCUGGAAGUUUCUGAUUCUUCCAGCAGUGCCAAUGUUACAUAUUUCCCUACAGACCAGCAGCAGCAGCCAGGGUUGCUACCAGUUGCAGCACCCUUGCAACCUGCACAGACUUGUGUACUCUCCCCUCCUUCAGAGUCUGAGCUCCCCCAUUCGCCUCAGUCUCUCAAUCACAUUCCACACCACACACCAUAUCCCAAAACCAACCACAGUGAACAAACCUACCCAGUCACUUGGCCUUCCCAACCCACAGUUGAGCAGCUUUCAUUCUCUCCGGACAUCCCAACUCAGUCCCCAGUCAUGCCACCAGGCUUUCCCAAGCCAGUUCCCGUGGUAGUGGGGGACAAUGCAACAGUGACAGGGUAUGGCCAGAUACCACUGGGUGCCUGCCGGAUGCCUUUUGAAGAACCACUCCUACCAGAGCCCCACUCUGAUACUGAUUAUGGGCUCAGCCCAUCAGGGUCACGUGGUGAAAAUGGCAUGGGACGACUUGUCAGCUUUAACUCCUUGGGAUCCCUCUCUGCAGCUUCUAGCAACUACAGUUCCCUUAGCCUGAGAGAUGGAGAGAGGGAACGAGAAGAGGAGAUAAGUGAGAUCAACGAUGGCUUCUUGUCGCACUGCAGCCCGCGGCUAGUUCUGCAGCAGAGUCUUGAGGAAGUCACUCCCCUCAGAGAGUCCACUGACUUGCUUGACAUUUCUAACUUCACCCCAGACAAGUUCCGCCAUUCCUCGUUGUCGGAGAUGUCCCCGCCUGACACGCCAAGCCCCUCUCCACAGUUGCUGGGGAACUGUGGGAAAGCAGGAGGUUUUCCAGAGACAGGAGGGUCUAAUGUGCGGUGGAACUCCAGUGCUGUCCCACAACUUGAGCAAGACACAUCUGGAAACACAUACCUCUUACAAACCUUCAGCACGGAGGAUGAGCAAGAAGGGCUUCAGGGUAGUAAGGGGUCUAAAAAGAAGGGCGGAAAGAAUGGACAAAGCACCAAAAAGAGCAAAACACCCAGAGCGCCAAAAAGCGAGAGGGUGAAGCUCCCGCGUCAGGGUUCUCGUUCUGCCAAGAAGAUCAAGGCAUUGCUGGAAGGAAAAGCAGUGAAAGGUGGGGAGGGAUUUGAAAGUGGCGCUCCCUCUCCAACUCCCUCGCUAAGCAUAAUGGGAGCUCAGGGGGAGUGGCCUAAUGCUGGAGGCUUGUCAGAUGAGGACCAGGGUGAGUUCCAAGAACCGUCAAACAUCCUGUCUAACAUAGUCUCCGGCAUGGCCGAGGUACAGCGCUUCAUGCGGGCCUCAGUGGAACCACUUUGGGGACCUUGUUUGUCGCCAGGGCAACAUGCUCUGCAAAGCCAGACGCUCAAGAUUCUGGGUAGCAGUGUUGACCUAAAGAAACGGGGUGGGACUUCAGGGGCGGGUAGGGGGAGGAAGGGGGAGGGCCGUGGUGGUAAAACGUCACCAAAACUCCUCCCACCUGGUUUCUUCCCUCCUCUCGGUCUGGACUGCCUCCCGUUUCCACAUCGGCCCGCCCACAAAAAGAUGUACCGCCACAAAAGCACCGCAAAGUUCGCCCGUGACGAACUUUUAGCGGGUAAAAGGGACAUUAAAGGAGUAGCGCUGACUGCCUUGGUAGAAAAACGGAGGUAAUAUUUUCUCUCUGCAGUAUCCCUUCUGAGUUUCCUAUCCUUGUUUCCUGUUCCAAUCCUUCUGAGCCUCUACCACACACCUUUCAGAGCUGCAUGGCACUGACUUUACCCACAAUCCUUUGCCUGCCCCACAGGAAGGUGGGUACACCCUGCAUGACAGCCCUGCUAAGCUACCUAAUGACUAUCUGGAGUCACUCUAUCACGGCUGCAUCUAUCUGCCAUUGCUGCUUUGUUGCAUUUCUAAAUUAUUUUUUUUUAAUUUGUGAUCAGUUCUUUUUUAAGAAGAGACAAUGCCUUGAAAGCCUUCUUAAAUCUUACUUUGGUGUAGUAUUAAAAUUGUAUUUUUUUGUCCUCUGUUCUCCGUUGCAGCUCUAGCAGUCUGUGUGUUCAAUCUGUGUCCCAACAUCAUCGUUUAAAACAAGCCCAGCACCCUGCUCUGGCUCUCAGCAAACGGUUGCCUUCAGUUGUUCAGGGGUUGAAGGUUGUUUUUAGUUUUCUGUGCUAAGAAACGUUACCCUUGUUACUGUGCCAACUAUUCAGAAUGAUGCAUUUUGGGAACCCCAAAAGUAGCGUCUGUUUAGGAAAGAACGUCAUACUUUUAUAUAAGACGCGACUGCGUCUCGAGUCUUAAUGUACUUGCUGUCUUUAAUAUAAUGUUUAUUUAUGAUUUGAGUAAGGGGUUUCACUUACCUGUGCCAUAGGCCGACUCCCCUCUGCCAGUAUCUAAAUGCUGUUGUACAGGAACAUAUGCACUAUUUACAAAAUAAGAUUAUAUCAAACAUGUUUAAAUUAAUGUGCCAAAAUAUGAACAAUUAAGUGUACAGACAUUUUUAUCAACAUAAAUAUUUGUUGUUUUUUAAUGUGGUGAUGGUUGUGGGAGUGUAUGUUUGUGAGCCUGGGGUGGGUUGGAAAAUAAUUUUGGAUUUGCUGUUGUUACAUAUGCAGACAUCAGUUGUGAAGUCAUCUGUACAAUCUGGAAAAAGACGUCAUUGUUUUCCAUCAUUUCGUUUGAUUUUUACACCGUUGGUGAGCAGAAAAAAAGAGAAACAGCUGAGCUCGGAGACGGCUAAAGGGGAUUUCUGUGUAAUUCAGUCAUUGAGAUGUAAACAGAGUCAUUCAGAGUGGUUUGAUGUGAAAAGGUUGAUAGCAGAGACUCAGAUUUCUUUACAGUGGUGGUGAUAGGAACCAGGAGUCACCUUGUCCACAACACAGAUAAAGCCAUUUUGUUUACUAUCCAAAACCACCGGUGAACCUACACGUCUUUUUAUAUGUAACGUUAAUGAUGGUAAAGUAGCGGCAGGUCAGGCAUUGUAUUCACAGCCGUUUCAUGUAAUAACUUUCUUGGAAGUAGCUUUUAGAGGCAUUCAAUGUUUCGGACGUCUGGUUCCUAUCACCACCACUGUGCGCAAUUUUGAUUCGGCAAGGUUCUCCACAAUGCCACAUUUCACAGCAAAUUGCUCUCAUGACUUUGUUUACACCUCUAUAAUGAAAUUAUUCCCAAACUUGGAAUGCUCAACAGAAUUCCCCUUUAAUCCUUUCAGGAGUGAGUUUUCUUGCAUGCAGUCCUGGAAUUCUUCAGCUCUGUUAGCUGUUGAUAGAGAUGAGUGGUCUCAUUGAUAUAAAUAGAAUUAUUAAGCGAAUGUUAUAAAGGAUAAGAUGUAGGGAGUGAGACUUGGACGAAGGCUUGGCACAAAAGUAACCAAUAACUUACCGUAAUCGGUAUGGAAGGCGAAAUCAUUUUCGACUGAUAAAUUUUAUAUGAGACACUGUAAUUGCUUCAUAAAUCUAAAGCGAUCAGGAGAGAGCUGUUCUGUUUACUUUCACCAAUCGCUUCAGCCAAUAUAUUAACAGGACCAAAUAUUUUUGAUAGUUUUUUUUUUCCAGUGUAUUGCUAGAGAUUUGCAUGCAUAUUCAAAUUUAGUUGUGGAUGCCCUUCAUUUUUGCUUUUUUCUGACUCUAAUUGCAUUUUUGAGUCAGCGUCAUGGCGAUAUGUUCCUCUGCUAUGUUUGAAUGUUUAAUGUUUACAAAUAAUAUAUAUGCCCCCCCCGCAGACCCCCCUCCCACCGGCAGACCCCCCCACACACAUACAUAAUAUCUUAUGGCAGAAUUCCUCGGAGUCUCCUUGCUUUAUGGCAGGAGCAUUUUUUUUCGCGUUUGUGUUGACGAGGGAAGCUGGUGAUCCGCUCAGACUCUACCAAAUUACCCUUGUAACGGAACAUCAAACGGAACAUUUCCAUCAACUACAGAGAUCUUUAGCCCUUUUUUAUGAAUGUAUUAUGCCUUCAUGUUCGAGGUGUUUGUUUCAUUAUGAUUUUUUUUCGCAUUAUGAAACGACAUUUUUGCCUUUUUCUCAUCACAAAAAAAAGAGAUCUGUUUGUAUCAUCUGGAAUCUUUGCCAGGUGGGUUAUUAAUGAACUCUUGAUGUAGGGGAAAAUUACAACCUGUAUAUUUUUCAUUGUGCCAAUUUGUAACAUAUUUUCUAAGUGUAUAUUUUUCUUAGAAAGUGCUGUGAAGGUCGUUCUUGAUGUGGCUUCUGUUCUUUUUGCCUCCCGGGGGCUGAAAAAAGGUGGCUAGCUAUCAUGGUUUUUUUGGUUUUAAAGCCAAAAUUGUGAAAGACAAAAAAACUAUGAUGAAGGAGUAAAAGCUGUGGCUCUUUGUUGAGUUCUGUUACUGGACCAAUCUUAUUGUGAGAGUGUUGUGCUCUAGUAAAAUUACCGAUUUAAAAAAAAAAAAGAAAGAAAAGAAAAGAAAAAAAACAUGAAAACAGAUGGCUAAUCAAUGACACUGAUUUGUGAUUUCCUC
Messenger RNA from Pygocentrus nattereri (red-bellied piranha), 6732 nucleotides. RefSeq names its product neurite extension and migration factor a (gene nexmifa). The coding region runs from base 227 to 3931 and encodes 1234 amino acids. The record is from RefSeq and is a predicted model, not a curated record. Gene Ontology annotation, cellular component: nucleus. The transcript is spliced from 3 exons. Gene Ontology annotation, biological process: negative regulation of cell adhesion mediated by integrin; negative regulation of cell-matrix adhesion; negative regulation of cell-cell adhesion mediated by cadherin. Lineage: Eukaryota; Metazoa; Chordata; Actinopteri; Characiformes; Serrasalmidae.